UGUGGCAGGUUUGGUUUCAAAAAUAAAAAGGCAAACCUAUUAUCUGUUAACACGGUUCGGGAUGGUUUUCAAUGUUUCCAUUCUAUGGUUACCUAUACUUACAAAAUUAAAGUGCACUACUUAGUUUGAUCGAUUUAAAAAACAAAAUGUGUUCCAUAUUAGUUACUGGUGCAAACAGAGGAAUAGGACUAGGAUUGGUGAAACAUUUAUUAUCAAAUCAAGCAUUUAAUGUGGAGAAUGUAUUUGCAACAUGUAGAGAUAUGGGAAAAGCUAAGGAAUUAAUGGAAUUGAAGAAGAAUCCACAACUACAUAUUCUGGAAGCAGAUCUAAUUGAUCAUGGAUCAUUCUUUAAUUUGGCUUCUCAAGUUUCAAAUAUUGUCAAAGAUAAAGGUCUUAAUGUUCUAAUUAACAAUGCUGGAAUAUCAUCAAAAUUUACUAGGAUUGGCUUAGUAAAAUCUGAAGAUUUAUUAAACCAUUUCAAAAUAAAUACUAUUGGUCCUAUAAUGUUAACACAGGCAUUAUUACCAUUAUUAAAAAUGGCAUCAGAUAAAAAUAAAUCUGCCACUGGAGUAAAUAAAGCUGUAAUUGUUAACAUAAGUUCAAUUUUAGGUUCAAUCACUAAAAAUGAUCAAGGUGGUUUUUAUCCAUAUAGAACAAGCAAGACUGCCAUAAAUGUUGCUACUAAGUCCUUAAGUGUUGAUCUUAAGAGUAACGGAAUAUUAGCUGUUAGCAUUCAUCCUGGAUGGGUUAAAACUGCUAUGGGUGGUGCAAACGCGCCUCUUGAAGUUGAACAGUCUAUUACAGGAAUUUGCAACUUCUUGAAGAACAUUGACCAAUCACACAAUGGCGGAUUUUAUGAUUUUGAAGGAAAAGUACUUCCUUGGUAAAAAUGAAUAUCAAUUACAAUUUUAAAAUGUUUAAAUUGUAUUAUUAGUAUUAAUCCAUAUGACUUAACACUUUGUUCAAAAACAUUUUUAGUUGAGCACAAGUAUAAAAUAUUUUUCAACUAAACAUUUGGAUCUUUUUAUAUGAUCCAUAAUUUGAUUUUUUUUUUCAGAAAAAUAUAUUUGUUAAUUGAAUUUGCUUUUAACUUUAGAAUAAAAACAUUUAAAGAAAUUA
Molecule: messenger RNA, 1119 nt
Organism: Aphis gossypii (cotton aphid)
Lineage: Eukaryota; Metazoa; Arthropoda; Insecta; Hemiptera; Aphididae
Gene: sni
Product: C-factor
Exons: 5
Coding region: 147-887 (246 amino acids)
Source: RefSeq, a predicted model, not a curated record